AUGGAAGCCUGUGGCAUCCUGUGGCAUCCGGCCUAUUGGGUCGAAACCAUGCAGGUCUUGGUCAAGAGUCUGACUGGCAAGCGGACGAAGUUCAAUGUUCAGCAAAGGACAACGAUCGGCGUGGUUCCGUCCAUCCUACUCUUUACCCUUUGUGGAGAUGAUGAAGGGGGAGAAGUUGAUCAAAUAUGGCACGCGCUGCUGCUCUUUCCACGGAUCUACAACCAGGGUCUAAGCCUGAAAGGAUCUCUUAGCCAACAGAGGCUCCUCUUCGCAGAGAAUGACACUUGCAGAGAAUUGUACAGGGCUCUCGGCGGCGUCGCCGCUCCAGAGGUCGAGGCCCCGCCAGAUCUGCAACCGUUGUGUCUGUUGCGAGGUACCCCGAAGGAAGGAGGUGAUGUGCCACCUGCAACUCGGAGCCGGACGGAAGAGAGCGAAGGCUGGUGCUGGCAGAGUCGUCGGCGCUUCCAGCUGCGCACAGCUGCAGAGGUGGAAACCCGCGAAGCUGCUGAAAUGCUUGACUGGACAGACUUGGCAAUUCUUUGGGUGACGUUUUUGCCAUGUUUGUUGGACCUCUCGUCCCUUUCAGCGCUGUGGUGCUGCUGUUGUGAAAUGGCCAGCCUCUCCAAAAGCCAGGAGGCUGGUGAUGCUCUUCGGCUUCGUUUGCAGCCAGCACGGGUUUGGGGACAUGGCUUGAACCUGCUGAGCUUGGCAAGAAGUCUUGAGAGCCUUGACAGCAUUUGA
Messenger RNA from Cladocopium goreaui, 741 nucleotides. Lineage: Eukaryota; Dinophyceae; Suessiales; Symbiodiniaceae. The record is from the annotation of a GenBank genome assembly.